Molecule: messenger RNA, 5063 nt
Organism: Portunus trituberculatus (swimming crab)
Lineage: Eukaryota; Metazoa; Arthropoda; Malacostraca; Decapoda; Portunidae
Product: apical junction molecule-like
Exons: 4
Source: RefSeq, a predicted model, not a curated record
UACCGAGACACAACUGCAAAAUUCGGACAAUGGUAUACAGGCCUCGGGCGAAAAGGAAAGCCUCACUCACUCCAAGUCCGUGAAGACUCCUACUCAGACCGAGGAUGGCACAGCCAAGACGAGGCGCAACAAGUGUCCACUACUUCCUUACAAGUUCGUUCAGUAGAUGGCAGGCAAACCACUACCACUGUGGCACGCCGCCUUCACAACAGGAGGAUCUCUGAGAAACACAGCUUUCCAACUAACAAACUUUCAGAGGAACGCAGACUUGAGAGCAGGAGGGUUUCACACGAACGCCGCCUUCAUGGCAGAACGGCUUCAGACGAACGCCGCCUUGACACCCGAAACCUUUCAGAAGAACGUCGCCUUGACACCAGGAGGGCUUCAGAAGAACACCGUUCUGACACCAGAAGAACCUCUGACAAACGUCACCUUGACAGCAGAAAGAAUUCAGAAGAACGCCGCAUUGACAGCAGGAUGACUUCAGAAGAACGUCGCCUUGACAGCAGGAGGGUCUCAGAAAAACACCACCUUGACAACAGAAGGGUUUCAGAAGAACGCCACCUUGACAGCUGGAGGGCUUCAGAAGAACGCCGCCUUGACAGCAGGAGGAAUUCAGAAGAACGCCGCCUUGACAGCAGGAGGGGUUCAGAAGAACGUCGUCUUAAUUACAGGAGGGCUUCAGAAGAACGCCGCCUUGACAGCAAAAGGACUUCAGAAGAACGCCGCCUUGACAGCAGGAGGGCUUCAGAAGAACGUCGCCUUGACAGCAGGAGGGCUUCAGAAGAAGGCCGCCUUGACAGCAAGAGCACUUCAGAAGAACGCCGCCUUGACAGCAGGAGGGCUUCAGAAGAACACCGCCUUGACCACAGGAGGGCUUCAGAAGAACACCACCUUGACAGCAGAAGGGCUUCAGAAGAACGUCGAGUUGACAGCAGGAGGGCUUCAGAAGAACACCGUCUUGACCACAGGAGGGCUUCAGAAGAACGCCGCCUUGACAGCAGAAGGGCUUCAGAAGAACACCGCCUUAACUACAGGAUGGCUUCAGAAGAACGCCGCCUUGACAGCAAGAGGACUUCAGAAGAACGCCGCCUUGACAGCAGGAGGGCUUCAGAAGAACGUCGCCUUGACAGCAGGAGGGCUCCAGAAAAACACCACCUUGACAACAGGAAGGCCUCAGAAGAACGCCGCCUUCACAGCAGGAAGACUUCAGAAGAACGCCGCCUUGACAGCAGGAAAGCUUCAGAAGAACGCCGCCUUCACAGCAGGAAGACUUCAGAAGAACGCCGCCUUGACAGUAGGAAAGCUUCAGAAGAACGCCGCCUUGACAGUAGGAAAGCUUCAGAAGAACGCCGCCUUGACAGCAGUAAGACUUCAGAAGAAAGCCGCCUUGGCAGCAGGAGGGCUCCAGAUGAACACAAUCUUGACAGCAAGAGGGCUUCAGACAAACGCCGCUCUGACAGCAAGAAAGCCUCUGAGAGACGCCGCCUUGACACCAGGAAGACUUCAGAAGAACGUCGCCUUGACACCAGGAGAGCUUCAGAAGAACCCCGCCUUAACAGCAGGAGGGCUUCAGAAUAUCGCUGCCUUGACAGCAGAAGGGCUUUAGAAGAGCACCACCUUGAAGGCAGGAGGGCUUCAGAAGAACAACGCCUUGACAGCAGGAUGGCUUCAGAAGAACGCCGCCUUGACAGCAGGAGGACUUCAGAAGAUCAACGUCUUGACAGCAGGAGGGCUUCAGAAGGACGCCGCCUUGACAGCAGGAGGGCUUCAGAAGACCGACGCCUUGACAGCAGGAGGGCUUCAGAAGAACGCCGCCUUGACAGCAGGAGAGCUUCAGAAGACCGACGCCUUGACAGCAGGAAGGCUACUGAGCAACACAGCCUUGACAGCAGAAGGGCGUCUGAAGAACGCCGUCUUGACAACAGGAGGGCUUCAGAAGACCAACGCCUUGACAGCAGGAAGGCUAGUGAGGAACGCAGCCUUGACAGCAAGAAGGCGUCUGAAGAACACCGCCUUGACAGCAGAAGGGCUUCAGAAGAACGCCGCCUUGACAGCAAGAAGGCGUCUGAAGGACGCCGCCUUGACAGUAGAAGGGCUUCAGAAGAACGCCGUCUUGACAGUAGGAGAUCUCCAGAAGAACGCCGGCUUGACAGCAAGAGGGCUUCAGAAGAACGUCGCCUUGACAGCAGGAGAGCUUCAGAAGAACGCCGCCUUGACAGCAGGAGGGCUUCAGAAGAACGACGUCUUGACAGAGGGAGGGCUUCAGAAGAACGUCGCCUUGACAGCGGGAGGACUUCUAACGAACGCCGCCUUGAGCGCAGGAGAAUAUCUGAGGAACGCCGCCUUGAUAACAGGAAGGCCUCUGAAAACCAGCGCCUUGACAGCAGGAGGGCGUCCGAGGAACGGCACCUUGAUAGCAGAAAGGCUUCAGAAGAACGCCCCCUUGACAACACGAAGGCUUCAGAAACACACCGCCAUGACACCAAGAGGGCUUCAGAUGAACACAAUCUUGACAGUAAGAGGGCUUCAGACAAACGCCGCCUUGACAGCAGGAAGUCCUCUGAGGAACGCCGCCUUGAUACCAGAAAUAUUUCGGGAGAACGUCGCAAUGACGGCAGGAGGGCUUCAAAAGAGCAUCACCUUGACAGCAGGAGGACUUCAAAAGAGCGCCGCCUUGGCAGUAGGAGGGCUUCUAGCGAACGCCACCUUGACAAUAGGAGAGUAUCUGAGGAACGCCGCCUUGACAGCAAGAAGGCCUCUGAAGACCAUCGUCUUGACAGCAGGAUGACGUCUGUAGAACGGCACCUUGAAAGCAGAAAGACUUCACACGAACGCCGCCUUGACAAUAGAAGGGCUUUAGAAGAACGCCGCCUUGACAUCAGAAGGGCUUCAGAAGAACGCCGCCUUGACAGCAGCAGGGCUUCAGAAGAACGCCGCCUUGACAACAGGAGGGCUUCAAAAGUCCGACGCCUCGACAGCAGGAAGGCUACUGAGGAACGCCGCCUUGACAGCAGGUGGGCUUCAGAAGAAAGCCGCCUUGACAGCAGGAGGGCAUCUGAGAAACGCCGUCUUGACAGCAGGAAGGCCUCUGAGGAACGCCGCCUUGACAGCAGGAGGGCUUCAGAAGAACGCCACCUUGACAACAGGAGAUCUUCAGAAGAACGCCGCCUUGACAGCAGAAAGGCGUCUGAGGAACAUCGCCUUGACAGCAGGAGGGCGUCUGAGGAUCGCCGUCUUGACAGCAGGAGGGCCUCCGAGGAACACCGCCUUGACAGCAGGAGGGCUUCAGAAGAACGCCACUUUGACAGCAGGAGGGCGUCUGAAGAACGCCGCCUUGACAGCAGGAGAGCUUCAGAAGAAGCCCUCCUUGAAGGCAGGAGGGCUUCAGAAGAACGCCGCCUUGACAGUAGGAGGGUUUCAGAAGAACGCCGCCUUGACAGCAGGAGGGUGUCUGAGGAACGCCGCCUUGACAGCAAGAGGGCUUUAAGAGAACGCCGCCUUGACAGCAGGAGGGCUUCAGAAGAACGCCGCCUUGACAGCAUGAAAACCUCUAAUGAACGCCGCCUUGACAGCAGGCAGGCCUCUGAUGAACGCCGCCUUGACAGCAGGCAGGCCUCUGAUGAACGCCGCCUUGACAGCAGGAAGGCCUCUGAUGAACGCCGCCUUGACAGCAGGAGAGCUUCAUCAGAGUAUCGCCAAGAUAGCAGGCGUGAUGCAACAGAACGUCAUCUCAACAAUAGGAGGGUUUCUGUGGAACAUCGUUUAGUAAGUAGGAAGCUUUCAGAAGAGCCUCGUAGUAACAGUAAUAUUGUUGCUGGAAGACAUUCUGAUAGCAAACUGGUCGCUGAAGUAAGUUACGGAGAAGCAGAUAACACUGUCUCCUUCCUUGAGGGAGAUAUGCCUGCUGUGCUGUCCUCCAGUUGGUAUGCCGUCCAGGCCGCCACCUCAACUCUCAGGAAGACACCUUCCCACUCUACGGACCUCACUGAACUGCCGGAGGAUCCAUGGUGGGCCAGUCACACGCUUCCCACCCUCCACUAUCCCAGCCACAAGGAGGAUGGGGGAGUGGGUGGCUUGGUGAUGCAAGGACUCCUGGUGGGCGUCGCCUCCCUGGCGUUUUAUCGAACAGGCUCCCCUUCAGGAUCAGCACUCAUCCCUGCGUGCUAGACACCUUCCCUGCUCCCUGACAUGGAUCAUCUGCACACUGGUCUCGGCAGCAGCAGCAACAGCCCGCACGAUGCUCACUGCCCUCACUACAACAUCCCUCCCAAAUCUCGUCACCAUUUUAUAAAGCCCUCAAGAUGCCCGUAACACCUAACACAAGACACGCCCACAUCUUUCUGAACUUAAUCAUAAUGUCCUUCCCACACACACACACUUCCUCACCUUGCCACACCGGCGAAUCAUCCUCUCGAUCUGAAUAUGCUACCGCCACGUGAAGGCUGAGACCACCGUCCCAGCUACUGUCAGACCUUGACCUAUCUGCCUUGGACGUCCUCUAAAUCGUCUUGUACUAGCCGCCUGAAGCAGACCAGGCGGCGGUAAUGCGGAACAGGACGUACUCACCUUGACCACUCUAUCUAGGACGAUGCAACUCAAGUUAUACUCUUUCAUGUUACGAUAAACACUCACGGGACAGAUGCAUGUAUACGCUCAGCUAAUUUUUUUAUGCCUGAUAUCACUCAUGAAUAAGAAGGUUGAUAACUGUAGAAAAUAUGAACCUACCGCUCUCCCAUAAUUCUUAUAACGCUCAAUGUCAGAUGGAUUCCUCAAAAUUUGUAAAGCGUGAUUAGUGGCGCCAACAUUUCUUCCUCAUCGACUCAGCGAUGUACGAGUAUAUAAUAUAGCUAAUUGUGUUUCCGCGCUAUACCACAGACCAUGCAUAGUGGUCUGCACUCUCCAGUCAGGACUGUAAAUUAGCUGAGUAAAAACUGCUCCUGAUGAGUGUGUGUGUGUGUGUGUGUGUGUGUGUGUGUGUGUGUGUGUGUGUAUGUGUGUGUGUGUGUGUAGCUGUGUAAUACAAAAUAUAUUAUACUAAAUAAAACGAUGCCACGUUCAAA